AAUUUCCAAAUCUUCACUGUUAAUUUUCACAUCAUUACUAAAAAUUUUGAUCAAUCAAUAAUGGCGGUUUCAGUGAAACUAUUUGUUGUUCUUCUCUUCUCAAUGUGUGUUAUUGUCCUUCCAUUGGCAUCAGCUAAAUCCACUGACUUCGACUAUUGCAAUAAGAAGGGCAACUAUGCAGUUAAGGUGAGUGGAGUAGAUAUAACACCUUAUCCUGUUAAAGGAGGUAAAGAGACCACUUUCAGUAUUGCUGCAACUACAGAUGAGAGUAUCAGUGGCGGAAAGUUGGUGAUUGACGUCAAGUAUUUAUUCCUUCACGUCCACCAAGAGAGCCAUGACAUAUGUAAAGAGACAUAUUGCCCCGUGUCUGGUGAUUUUGUGAUUUCUCACUCUCAAGCAUUACCCGGAGUUACUCCUCCUGGUUCAUAUACCCUUACGAUGAGAAUGGUGGACGGGAGCAAUUAUGAAUUGUCUUGCAUAACCUUUGGCUUCAGUAUUAGUUUAAUCGCAGACUUAAAAGCAGUAGCAGAUAGUUAAGUGACAACUAAGUGAUAAGUUAUCACUGUGAACCGAGUGUGUCAUUAUGUUCUACAAAUCAUGUAAAUGAGUUCUACUUCUCUAGAUUUUGUCCCAACUUUCCUUGGUUUUCAGGUCAUGUAUUAUACCUUGCUUUAUGUGAAGUCUUAUCUCAGUUACUCUUUCGUA
Messenger RNA from Lycium barbarum (goji berry), 705 nucleotides. RefSeq lists its product as uncharacterized. The transcript has 4 exons. Gene Ontology annotation, biological process: intracellular sterol transport. Gene Ontology annotation, molecular function: sterol binding. Lineage: Eukaryota; Viridiplantae; Streptophyta; Magnoliopsida; Solanales; Solanaceae. The record is from RefSeq and is a predicted model, not a curated record. The coding region runs from base 61 to 537 and encodes 158 amino acids.